UUGUCAUGUCAGUGUCAUGUGUUAAUAAUUUGGUAUUGCAAUUUAACUUCAGCUUCCGAACUAAAAUUUAUUUACGAUAGUACAUAAUAAAAGUCCAUUGUUAGAUUUAUAAAAGAAAAAUACUGACGAUAUGGCUGCCGCCACUGCAUCAAGGCGUACAAUCGGCCAACUGCUUAAACAAGGUUGGAAUGAGAUUCCCGAGGUGAUUGCCUCAACUGGAAUGGCGCUGAUUGGCGUUGCUGUAGGAUUCUACGCCUGCAAUAAAUAUGAGAAAGAAAACGGAGACAAUAGGAGAUAUAAACAGACCUAUGUUAUCAUGAGGCCCGAUGACCCAAGAGUAAAGCUUAUCCGCAAGGACUAAUGUAUAUACAAUAUUUGUGAAUAUAAUAGUUUAUGUACAACUACCACACCAACAUACUUGUUUGUAUGUAAGGAGCAAGAAGUAUAUAUAGGUACCUAUUUUACCAUUUCAAUAAACAGCCAAUUGAUGACAUUGGUAGUGAUAAUCAGAGCGGGUUCUUCUAAAUCUAU
Plodia interpunctella (Indianmeal moth) is the source of this 531-nucleotide messenger RNA. RefSeq names its product NADH:ubiquinone oxidoreductase subunit A3 (gene NdufA3). The coding region runs from base 131 to 361 and encodes 76 amino acids. The transcript is spliced from 2 exons. Lineage: Eukaryota; Metazoa; Arthropoda; Insecta; Lepidoptera; Pyralidae. The record is from RefSeq and is a predicted model, not a curated record.